Scophthalmus maximus (turbot) is the source of this 5399-nucleotide messenger RNA. RefSeq names its product chitin synthase 1 (gene chs1). Gene Ontology annotation, cellular component: cell septum; cell periphery. The record is from RefSeq and is a predicted model, not a curated record. NCBI's taxonomy places the organism in Eukaryota, Metazoa, Chordata, Actinopteri, Pleuronectiformes, Scophthalmidae. Bases 405 to 4679 code for a protein of 1424 amino acids. The transcript has 35 exons. Gene Ontology annotation, molecular function: chitin synthase activity.
CUGUCUACAAGGGUGUUUCUUUCAUAAGCUGGAGAUAACACAUAAAUGGAUGAACGAAGGACAAACUGAUUGACAGAUUUACGGAGACUGUAACAGUUGGUUUACAGCACAAAACUCAACAUUUAAAAUGUCAUUACUUUAAAGCACAGAUUUGCAAUCAUGAUUUGGGAUUUCACAUAAUUUCACGAUACGUUGGAUGGUUGAAACUUCUUUCCCGUGGAUAAAAAAUUUGCUGACGUUUGACUUUGGAGGACAUUUUUGAGAUUUUGCGUUGAAAACAUUGAAAAACACCAAAAUGGAUUGCUGAAGAAUUGAAGACAAAGAUCUAAUCACUAUAGAGAAUUAUCAAGAUAUCAAGACUCUGCAUGCAUAGAUCACAAAAAGCAGUGGACUAGAUACGCAAGAUGGAGGAACUUAAAUACAGAGGAAAGAAAAGAGAGGGAAGACACAGGGAUACAUGGGAUCCAUUCCAGCUGAACCCAGUAGGAGCUGAGAAGGAGAGUAAGAGAAGAUGUUUUCAACUGGCCCAGUAUCUGGUGGCUGUUAUUGUGGGGUUAGCUGUCCUGACAAGUGCUGUUGUCGCCAAGGGCUGUCUCUUGGUGUUGUCAACGCUGUCCUCUCCAACCUCCUUGCGAAGUGCAAAGGAAAAACAGUUCUACCUGCUGAUGUUGGUUUUCUGCUUGGUUUGCCCCAACUUCCUGGUGUUUAUUAAGUCGCUGUGGAAAUGCGCCUUCAAGAGCUUUGUACAGCCCAACAUGAAGACCAUGUCAUUUAUUUGUGCUAUUGAGUGUGUGGUGUCUCUUGGCACUUCGGUCCUGGUGCUAGUCGUCAUGCCUCAGUUUGACGUGUUGACUAAUCUCUUCAUCAGUGGAGGAGUCUGUAUUGUGUCUGCUAUUCUGCAGAUUGUUUUCAGACUACAGAAAGAAACUUGGAAAAUUGUAUUCCCAAUAUGCUCCCUCAUUCUCACAGUUGCAGGUUACUGUCUGGUGGGAGUUGACUACUAUGUACGUGUAUCGUCAUUUGUGGAUAGACAGAGCCCCGACUGCUUUGUCUAUAUUGGAAUUGGGAUUUUCUCUUCCAUCCUCAUCUCCUUUUGCUGGUGGGAAAAUCCACUGCAAGCUACUAACCGCAUGCAGGACACACUGUCAGAUUUGGACGGUUUCAGGGACUUUGUGUUUGUCAUCAGCAGCAUUCUGAGGAUAAUCGUGAUAGGAGGAGUAUACCUAUUUUACCAUUUGCUUAUUAAGAAGUCUAUCAUCUGGUCUGACUUUAACAUGGACAGUGAUGACUGGCAGUUACUGCAAAUAGGACUGGGUCUGUUUUUCUUACAGGCAUUCUGUGCAGCAGCCUGCCACUGGUUUGGGGUGGUGGCCUGUAAGAUUCAUGCAGUUAGGAUGAGUUUUGCGCUGCCAGUAUGUUUCACAGGACCUGCAGUACUACUGUUGGGAAUUAUACUUUUCUUGACCCAGGCACAAAAACUGGACGGAGCAGAGCAUGGGAGCAUCCAAGAGUUUUGUGAAAGCUUGGUCUUCCUGAGCCAUCAGAACACAACCCCUGUGGUCUUACUCGAGAUCACCAGGAGCAUCUGUCGUACUUCACUUAACAGCUACUACUUGCAAUGGCCUUUUUCAAUGCUGGCACUGGAGGGAGUGUGUAUGUGGUCAGGCUUCGUCACAUGUACCUACUACGUAUGGAAAAUAAAGGUCCAUCGUAUAGAGAGAACCUCUCAGCUCUUUGUUCGUCGACUCUAUGAAUCUGCUUUCAUUGACCUGUCUCUGCUGCUCAACACCAAGAUGAAGGUAGCACGAGCCAAAAACCAAGAGAGCCAUGAUGAAUUACAGAACUGUGUGAUCUAUCUGUGUGCCACCAUGUGGCAUGAGACCUAUGAUGAAAUGCUGAAGAUUCUCACCUCCAUGUUCAGGUUGGACCGCUAUCGAGGUGAUCCAAAGGAGGAACAUAAGGACUGUUUUGACUUUGAGUGUCACAUUUAUGUGGACGAUGCCUUCAUGACUGAAAAGCACACGGAGAAGAGGGUGGUUAAUUCUUAUGUAAAUGACUUGAUCCAUGUAGUCAUAGAGGUUUACAGGGUGUUUACAAACAAAGAGCCAGAUGACGUGUCAAUCAUUGAGACUCCCUACGGUGGCAGGCUGAUGUUUGUCAUGCCUGAAGGCAACAUGCUGUAUGUUCACCUAAAAGACAAAAGUCUCAUCAGGAACAAAAAAAGAUGGUCCCAGAUCAUGUAUCUAUAUUACCUACUUGGAUGGAAGGGUUACAUCGUCAAGAACCCUCAGAAGAUCCCACGCCAGAAUAACCUAUGCAGAGCCAGUUUGAUCUCUAUAGAUGGUGAGAGUUUCCUGAUGCCUCAGUAUGACAACGACAACAAGAGGAAAUUCAUUGCAGAUGACAACACGUAUAUCCUGGCUCUAGACGGAGACACAGACUUCCAACCUAAAGCUGUGAUUCUGCUUAUAGACAGGUUGAGGAUGUAUGACAAUGUAGGUGCAGCAUGUGGUAGAAUCCAUCCUACUGGUAUGGGUCCGAUGGUGUGGUACCAGAAGUUUGAGUAUGCAGUAGGCCACUGGCUACAGAAGACAGCAGAGCAUGUGUUUGGCUGUGUGCUGUGCAGUCCAGGAUGUUUCAGUCUAUUUAGAGGGUCGGCCUUAAUGGAUGACAAUGUUUUAAAGAGAUACACAACAACUGCAACAAGAGCUUCGGAAUAUGUGCAAUAUGACCAAGGGGAGGAUCGUUGGCUGUGUACUCUGUUACUGCAGCAAGGAUGGCGUGUCGAAUACAAUGCUGCAUCAGAUGCAUACACCAACUCACCACAGGAGUUCAAAGAGUUUUACAACCAGAGGAGACGAUGGGGACCCUCAACACUGGCCAACACACUGGACCUUCUGCACAGUGGUGCAGAGACAGUGAAGAAAAACACAUCAAUCUCCAGGCUUUACAUCUUCUACCAGAUGUUCUCGGUUGGUUCCUCUAUCCUUGGCCCAGCGUCUGUGACUCUCAUGAUAGCAGGUGCCUUCCAGUUUGUCUUCUCAAUGACAGGAACACUUUCUAUCAUUGUCGCAAGCAUUCCUCCCGUGUUUUACAUCAUCGUCUGCUUUGUAGCGAAGGCUAAUGCUCAAAUAACCAUCGCUGCCAUUAUGAGUGUUCUGUAUGCAUUCCUCAUGACAGCAUCCUUCUUCUCCAUCAUCGGGGACAUGGUGCUUCAGGGCACCUUUCUGACCCCUACUGGUUUGUUUUUGGUUUCCAUGGCAAUCAUGUACUUGGUGACAGCCAUACUACACCCAGAGGAGUUUGGAAUGAUCAUCUAUGGUUUGAUGUAUUUCAUCUGUAUCCCCAGUGGAUAUCUCCUGCUGACCAUCUACUCACUGGUUAACAUGCACAUUGUGACCUGGGGUACAAGGGAAUCCAACAAGGGAGGAGGAGAAGUGAAGAAGAACAAAAAUUUGCUGUGUGACAGAAGCUGUAAACUCUGCUGCUGGGACAUGAAAUUACAGAUAACACAGGAAACCGAGAAUCUCAUGCUUCAACAAAUCACAGCCCAGAGUGCCCAGAAAGCCCCUCCCACUUCAAUCACUAACCAGGAAGAAACUCAACAGGCGAACGUAAAUCUGGAGCUUCAAGCCUAUCCUGCCACCACCAAAGAAGAAACUGUAGAAGGAGCUAUGAUACCUCCUACUGAAAAGCCAAACGGGGCAAACAGGGCAGAAGACAAUGACACUGAUUCCAUUAGGAGUGAUGACAGUGCUGAAAAAAAGAGCAUAUCAUCCGACACAUCUGAUGAGUUUGACAACGAUGAAUGCUCAAUGACUGGUGACCUAGAGGAUACACAGGAGCUUCCCGUCAGUGCCUGGGUGACGCCGGUGAAAGAAGAGUUUUUGAAGAAGCUGACUUAUGCCAACAUGAAAAGAAAUCUACAAGAACAAAUACGAUAUACACUCCGCAACAAAAAACAGGACGAUCUAUGUGAGGAGUUGGUCACGAUGUUAACAGAUACUCUCAAUGUAGAGCUGAGUGAUGUAGGGCCUGAAGAUGUCCUGACAAAAAGCCAGCUGGAAAUGUUACAACACGCACUAACAGAACGGGCUCGGCGUAUUCUUAAGACAAGUCACAUGAAUAGGCUGGAGAAGAGAGUGAUGAGAGCCAUUGAGAAAACACUCAUUGCCCCGCAGGUGCAAGAACUAGAAGAGGGUGAGCAUGACUUCUGGACCAAAUUAAUCGAGCGGUAUUUGAAGCCUAUUGUUGACACUAAGGCACAUGAAGAGGAGGUCACCAGAGAGCUGAAGUCACUGCGCAACAAGGCUGUCUUCCUGUAUUUCAUCAUCAACGUGCUGUGGGUGGUAGCUACCUUCUUCCUGCAGGCCAUUGGAAAUGAUGUCAUCAGCAUUAAGAUCCCUAAAUACUAUUCAAAUGGAAGUUUAUCUGAUGAUGUCCUCAAGGUGGAGCCUCUCAGUUUGAUGUUCCUGUUGUCUUUUGCUAUUCUUCUCCUUAUCCAGUUCCUUGCCAUGUUAUAUCACAGGGUCUACACACUGAUCCAUGUGGUGUCCUAUCGCAGCACAGAGAAAGACUACAAACAGAGUGGCAAUGAGGAUGAUGGUGAUGAUGACCUAAUUAUGGAGAACCACAGUGCCAAUGGACUCUCCAUUACCAGUGAUGACCUGUAUAUGUAACAUUCAACAUCGACAUUUUAAGCACAUCAACCAGCACACACAACCGGGGACACAAAAUGGGACACUGGAAACCAGACAUAAUAGAAUGAAUACAUGUUGCUUGGCAGAUCUAAAUGAGGAUGUGAAGUCACGUUUUUGCCUAAACAUAUCUCAGGUUGGAGUGUUUUUUAUGAUAGUAUAUGAUAUAUAUGAUAUGGAGUAUUUUAUUUGAAUAUUUUUGAUGUUCUAUUUAAAGUAAGACUCAUUACAGACUAAUUAAUUGUACUUAUCAAAAUCAGGGGUCUAAAGACAUAAUCUUGUAUGUUAGACAGGUUGUACAUCCCAUGAAAUAAAAUAAAACAACAAAUUAUCAGGAAGUUAAUGGAAAAAUGUUUAGAUUAGAUUAGAUUUUUUUUGUCCCAUAAGGGAAUUUGAUUUGGACACAGACAGUGACUGCUAUGUUCAUGUUCAGGCCUACUCUAAAUGCUUUCUAGUGUAAGUUAAUGUGUUAAUAAUGUGUUGAGGAUGGCAUCAUUGUAAUAGUACAUAUAAAAACUGCACUUUACAAAGAGAGAUGUUUCUCAAAAAUAUAUAGGUAAGCUGCCUGGGAAACUACAUGAUUUAAAUUUGUGGAUUAUCUAUUUGUAUCAUAAAUCAAAGACAUAACUGCAUAUGAUGUCAGAAAUAAAGCCUUUUAUGUAUAAAAUUUGCAAAAUGUAUUUAAACAGCUGCCUAAAUUGA